This is a messenger RNA of Scophthalmus maximus (turbot), 1773 nucleotides long. It is a transcript of the gene anxa3a, whose product is annotated as annexin A3a. Gene Ontology annotation, cellular component: cytoplasm. Gene Ontology annotation, molecular function: calcium-dependent phospholipid binding; calcium ion binding; phospholipase inhibitor activity. The coding region runs from base 134 to 1162 and encodes 342 amino acids. Lineage: Eukaryota; Metazoa; Chordata; Actinopteri; Pleuronectiformes; Scophthalmidae. The record is from RefSeq and is a predicted model, not a curated record. The transcript has 14 exons.
GACGGAAGCUGCUGCAUGAGACUUCACCUGUUCACCGGCUUCACCUGUUCACCAGCUUCACCUGUUCACCAGCUUCACCUGUUCACCUGCUUCACCAGGCAGAAACACCACAGAGGAACUUGCUGCUGUCGUCAUGUGCUCCUUAUGGGACGACCUGGAGUCUCUCACGGAUUCCGCCUCGUGCUCGUCCUCGGCAGACCUCGGAAACAGAGGAACCAUCAAGGCCGCGGCACAUUUUGAUCCGAGCGAAGAUGCCGAGGCUCUGAAGGCCGCCAUGAAGGGAUUUGGAACCAAAGACAAGGUCCUGAUCGACAUCCUGACCCAGAGGAGCUGCGAGCAGAGGCAGCUCAUCGCUGAGGCCUACCAGGACGCCACCGGCAGCGCGCUGCAGGACGACCUGGAGGGCGAAACCCGCGGCGACUUCGAGGACGUGCUGGUGGCGCUGGUCAGCACGCCGGCCGCGUACGACUGCCACGAGGUGAUGAGGGCCAUGAAGGGAGCCGGAUCCAAAGACGACAUCCUGAUUGAGAUCUUCGCCUCCAGAACCAACGAGCAGAUCAAAGCUCUGAGUGACGUCUAUCUGAACGAGAAGGAGAACCUGCUGAUCAAGGACCUGAGGAAAGAAGUGGGCGGGGACUUCUCCAAAGCGCUGUUCCUGCUGGCCGAGGGGGAGAGGGACGAGAGCACCGGCGUCGACGUGGACGGGGCGAAAGAAGACGCGCAGGCUCUUUACGAAGCUUCGGAGAAGAAGUGGGGAACCGACGAGUCUGCGUUCAUUGAAAUCCUCUGCCAGAGGAGCGAAGCUCAGCUCAGGCAAAUUUUUGUCGAGUACAAGAGCAUCAGUGGAAAGACUCUGCAGCACAGCAUCGAGGGAGAGAUGUCCGGGGAGCUGGAGGAGCUGCUGGUGGCCAUUGUGAAGUGUGUGAAGUCCAGACCGGCCUACUUCGCAGAACGCCUGCACGAGAGCAUGAAGGGCGGCGGGACGGACGAGGCGACUCUGCACCGGAUCAUGGUCAGUCGCUCGGAGAUCGACCUGCUGGACGUCAGGAAGGAGUUCAAGAAGCUCUACGACGAAUCGCUGCACUCGGCCUUGGAGUCGGAUCUGUCCGGGGACCACGGCGACUGCGUGUUGGCGAUCUGCGGAGGAGACGACGGCGACUAGCGACCCGAGGUCGACGGGAAACGUCUCACUCGCUCUCUUCUGUCUCCCACUUCCACUCGACUCGUGCGUGUGUGUGUGUGUGUGUGUGUGUGGUUAUCGUCAUCUUGUUUACACUCUCGGAGCAAAAAAAAGAAACUUUCAACCGCUGCAAUAAAAUAUAUGCGACGGAGAAAUGUUGACUGAAGGUUCAACGUGGAAUUCUUAAUUUCGUGCAAUUCAACAUUUCCUGUCUCACUGUGUUUUUCCUCAUUUGAACAUUUCCCAGUGAAACAUCCACAUCUAUACUCGUCCACGUACGAAACGGGGGAAACAGAUUCGAGCGGCGUCCUUCUAUUCUGCCUGAAUAGAACUAAAACGUAGAAAGGCAGCCCCUGAAAAAGGAGGAUUCUGUUACAUUCUACACUAUAUUCGAUAUAUAUUCUAUAAUUAUAAUAAUGAGUUUGUCUGUGCAGAAUAUCAUAUGAUUUGAGAUGCACUUCUCAAAGUUAAAUCAGCGGGCGACUAAAAUCAUUAUUCAAUAGACUUAAGGGAAUAAAUUUGUGAUGAUUCAAAUGGCUAAAUACAACAUAUGAUUAUGAUGAAUUAAUAAAGAUAAUCAAAUGACGCAUGAA